Molecule: messenger RNA, 513 nt
Organism: Ustilaginoidea virens
Lineage: Eukaryota; Fungi; Ascomycota; Sordariomycetes; Hypocreales; Clavicipitaceae
Exons: 3
Coding region: 1-513 (170 amino acids)
Cellular component (GO): cytosolic small ribosomal subunit
Molecular function (GO): RNA binding; structural constituent of ribosome
Source: RefSeq, a predicted model, not a curated record
AUGUUGAUUCCCAAGGCCGACCGCAAGAAGAUCCACGAGUACCUCUUCCGUGAGGGUGUCCUCGUGGCCCAGAAGGACUUCAACCUGCCCAAGCACCCUGACAUCGACACCAAGAACCUGUUCGUCAUCAAGGCUUGCCAGUCCCUCAACUCCCGCGGAUAUGUCAAGACCCAGUUCUCCUGGCAAUACUACUACUACACCUUGACCCCCGAGGGUCUCGACUACCUCCGCGAAUGGCUACACCUGCCCGCCGAGAUCGUUCCUGCCACCCACAUCAAGCAGCAGCGAUCACACGCUCCUCCCCGUGGCAUGCUCGGCGAGGGUGAGCGCGAGCGACGACCCUUUGGCCGUGGCCGUGGCGGUGACCGUGGCGACCGUGGCGACCGUGGCGACCGUGAGGGUGGAUACCGACGACGAGAUGCUGGCGAGGGCAAGGAGGGUGGUGCUCCUGGCGAGUUUGCUCCUCAAUUCCGUGGUGCUGGUCGUGGACGUGGCGCUGCUCCCCCAUCCUAA